AUGGAUGGAAACAGCUUAAGUGGCUUGGUGAACAAGGAGAUCAGCUUGGAAAAUCGGCUUGGCUUGGGAGGUGAGGAUAUAGUUUGCAUCGGUGUCAUUCUUCGUGAUUCUCACGGUACUGCUCAGGUUAAGAGUGUUACUGGCAAUAAGAUCUUGCGCAUUCUUAAAGCUCAUGGACUUGCUCCGGAGAUUCCUGAGGAUCUUUACCAUUUGAUUAAGAAGGCUGUCUCGAUUAGAAAGCAUUUGGAAAGGAACAUGAAGGACAAAGACUCCAAGUUCAGGUUGAUUCUUGUGGAGAGCAGGAUUCACCGGCUAGCUCGCUACUACAAGAAGACCAAGAAGCUCCCACCUGUUUGGAAAUAG
Molecule: messenger RNA, 363 nt
Organism: Cucumis melo (muskmelon)
Lineage: Eukaryota; Viridiplantae; Streptophyta; Magnoliopsida; Cucurbitales; Cucurbitaceae
Product: 40S ribosomal protein S13-like
Exons: 3
Coding region: 1-363 (120 amino acids)
Biological process (GO): translation
Cellular component (GO): ribosome; cytosolic small ribosomal subunit; nucleolus
Molecular function (GO): small ribosomal subunit rRNA binding; structural constituent of ribosome
Source: RefSeq, a predicted model, not a curated record